Messenger RNA from Oryzias melastigma (Indian medaka), 1940 nucleotides. RefSeq names its product finTRIM family, member 84 (gene ftr84). Gene Ontology annotation, molecular function: protein binding; zinc ion binding. Bases 133 to 1797 code for a protein of 554 amino acids. The transcript has 8 exons. The record is from RefSeq and is a predicted model, not a curated record. NCBI's taxonomy places the organism in Eukaryota, Metazoa, Chordata, Actinopteri, Beloniformes, Adrianichthyidae.
CUCUACCUUUAAAUAUCAGCAAAACCCUCUUUGUUAAGUUAGAAAGUGGUCAGAGCAGCAAGCUGCACCACUUGACUGCACUAGAAUAAAACAUUUUUUAUUAAUCUGCCUAUUUUUGUUUCAUCUAGCACUAUGGCUGAAUCUGGCUUUCCUUUACCACCGGACGCUUUAUGUCCUCUGUGUGCAGAUGGACUCAGAGAUCCAGUCACCAUUCCCUGUGGUGACACUUACUGCCUGGAGUGUAUCAAGAUCUACUGGGAUCAGUUUGAUCACAUGGGGGUGUACAGCUGUCCGCAGUGCCGUGCCACCUUCACCCCACGGCCUGUCCUGCGACGAAACCUCCCCGACGUCCAGCACCAGCCCCGCCAACAACUUCCAGAGCUCACUCCCUUUCCGUACAUGCACCGGGAAUCCUACUGCGAUUUCUGUGUGGGUCGUCGGAACAAGGCCGUAAAGUCAUGUCUGGUGUGUUUGGCUUAUUACUGUGAGACGCACGUCAAGCCGCACUACGAGUCGUCCACUUUCAAGAGGCACAAGCUGGUGGAUGAGACAGGACAUCUGGACAGAAAGAUCUGUCCCCAGCAUGAGAAGGGCCUGGAGCUUUUCUGUCGCACCGAUCAGAUGUGCAUCUGUGUGCUCUGCACGGUCAGGGAGCACCGCAGCCAUAACAUCGCAUCCGCUGAAGAAGAACGGAUCGAGAAACAGAAAGUCCUGGUGGUGACACAAACGGAAGUGCAGCACAUCAUAUCAGAGAGGAUGAAGGAGCUGCAGGAGCUCAAGCACAAUGUGGAUGUUCUAAAGAAUGCCGCCCAGAGAGCACAAACAGAAAGCGACAAGACGUUCCACGAAAUGCUGCAGGCGGUUGAACGCUGGAAGGCUGAAAUCAACCAGAUGAUAAUGGCCAACAUGCAGGCUGCCAUGUCGCAGGCCGACGGCUACGUGGAGCGCUUGGAGCAGGAGAUCAUGGAGCUGCAGAGGCGGGACGCUGAGCUGCGACAGAUUCUCGAAACGGAGGACAACAUUCAUUUCCUGCAGAAUUUCCCAACCUUGUGUGUUGCUCCUGAAGCAAUGGUGCCCAAAGUGCUCAUCAACCCUCAGUUCUCCUUUGGGGAGAUCAGCAAAACAGCCACAGAGAUGAAGGAGAAUCUGGAUGACAUUUGUAAAAAAGAGCUGAGCAAAAUCUCCAAGACGGUCAGUGAAACUCCUGUCUACAUUCUUUUACCACGGAAUGGAGAGAAACGUCUUAAAGUUCCGUCCAGGAAAGAUUUUCAGGAACCCAAAUCUAGAUCCGACUUUCUCAGAUAUGCCUGUAAGCUCUCCUUUGAUCCAAACACGGUGUACAAAGAGCUGGUGUUGUCAGACGGGAAUCAGAGGGUCACCAGGAAGAAGUCUGUCCAGUUUUACCCGGAUCACCCGGAGCGCUUUGACGGCUUCUCCCAGGUGCUUUGCAGGGAGUCCAUGUCCGGUUUCAGAUUCUACUGGGAGGCGGAGUGGAGCGGGGAGUUUUCCAUAGGGGUGGCCUACAAGGGCAUCAACCGCAAGGGCAAGAACUCCCAAAGCCUGCUGGGCUACAAUGACAAGUCAUGGAGCCUCCUCUGCUCUGAUUCCGGGUAUUCAGCCUGGCACAACACGGCGGACAAAGACCUCCCCAACGCCCCCCGCACCACUAGAAUAGGAGUGUACUUGGACCAUGCAGGUAAUGGGGUGACUCUCUCCUCUGCAUCUAUGUUAGAAGAUGAACCACUGGAGGUCAGCAAAGUCAACAUUUUAGAGAAUCUGUAUGAAUCACUCCUUUAACCUUAGAACAUUUUUGCCAUGAAAAGUUACACUGUAAUUUUUACCUAAUAUAAUACAUCCAAUAAAAAGUAUUUGUCAUGAAUGGGUUCAAGACAUUAUUUUUAUAUUAAUGUCAUUACUUGUCAAUAAAAAGUAUAUCUCUC